CGCCCUAAUUCUUCGAACAGAACAUUUCGCGCCACUGGGAAGAAGCGGGAAGUGAGAAACGCAAAAGAAAACAGACGUUCACAUCCCUCCCAAGAAAAUGCAACUGAUCUCUUAAAAAGGAAAAAAUGCAACAUGAAAAAGAAGAAGAACCCAAGCGUUCUCUCGAAUCUCCCACUCCAUCUCCGAAGCCCUCUAAGAUUCCCAGGCCCGAAAACCCCUCCCCCGCCAUUCAAGAAUCCAUGUCCCAAAACCCUAGAAUCCAAAGAUACUUGAUCGCCGUUGAAUACAUCGGCACUCGAUUCUGCGGCUCGCAGAAGCAGCCAAACGACAGAACUGUCGUCGGCGUUCUUGAGGAGGCUUUUCAUAAAUUCAUUGGGCAGCCUGUUUCAAUCUUGUGCUCCAGUCGAACUGAUGCAGGAGUGCAUGCUUUAUCAAACGUUUGCCAUGUAGAUGUGGAGCGCAUCAGCAAAAGGAAGCCUGGUGCUGUGUUACCACCUCAUGAACCUGGAGUCGUUAGAAAGGCUGUGAACCAUUUCUUGCAGAAAAAUGAAGGUGAUAUUAUGGUGAUUGAUGUUCGAUGCGUUCCCCCUGAUUUUCAUGCUAGAUUCAAAGCUCAAGAGCGCACAUACUUCUAUCGGCUGCUCUCUGGGCCAGAGCCUUUAUCAACUUUUGAGAAAGAACGCGCCUGGCAUGUACCUAAGGAACUAGAUCUUGUUGCCAUGCAGAAAGCAUGUAACAUCCUUGUCGGACAUCAUGAUUUCAGUUCAUUCAGAUCUGCUGGUUGUCAGGCAAGUUCACCUGUCAAAACCCUAGACGAACUUCAUGUUUCUGAGGUGGUUUCAUCUCCAUACUUUCCAUCAAGUGUGGAGAGAAGACAAAUUAAUUCUUUUGAACAAGAUCUACAAGCAUCCUCUAAUACCUCAAAGAUCGAAACGACCAUGAAGUGUACAACUGCUACUCAUGAUAAAGUUGGAGGCUUAGGUAUUGCAAGUGGUCAAGCAUUUGGGCAAAUGACAAGACAACGUUGCUUCAUAGUAACAGCAAGGGCACGCUCCUUCCUUUACCACCAGGUCCGAUUGCUAGUUGGCGUUCUGAAAGCGGUUGGCACUGGGGAACUAACAAUUAGUGAUGUUGAAACGAUUCUGAAUGCGAAGACCAUUACUGCUGCAAGUCCCAUGGCCCCUGCUUGUGGUCUCUAUCUUGGAAAUGUGAAAUAUGAGCUCCCUUGAUAUUUGGAGAGAAUUGGAGAGAAUGACAGGUUCUUGAUUUUCAUGUUGUGGACUGGUUCAGUAGGGAGUUUCUUACUUGUGUAACCUGCCUCACUGCCUCGAUCUGGCAUCUCCUCGUUCAACUUGUUUUCUGGUCAUCAUGCAUUGAGAAGCUGAAGAAUAGUGGGAUAGACUACAGUCACCUCCACUUCUUAAGUUGUUCCGUCCCUUAUACAUGUGCCUUGCAUGCAUGACAACCCAGACUCUCCAAACUAUGGGCGUUAUUGUGGAUGGGUCAUAAACUGAAGUUUGAACUAAAUGAGCAAUCUUAACCAUCUGAUUUUCCUCAUUAUAUUUGAACUGCUCACCAUUUUACUUUAA
Messenger RNA from Magnolia sinica, 1589 nucleotides. RefSeq lists its product as uncharacterized. Gene Ontology annotation, biological process: tRNA pseudouridine synthesis. Gene Ontology annotation, molecular function: pseudouridine synthase activity; RNA binding. The record is from RefSeq and is a predicted model, not a curated record. Lineage: Eukaryota; Viridiplantae; Streptophyta; Magnoliopsida; Magnoliales; Magnoliaceae. The transcript is spliced from 10 exons. The coding region runs from base 126 to 1229 and encodes 367 amino acids.